AUAUUUACAUUAUGAAUGAGGUAAUAACACACAUUUGUUUCCCCCCAAUAACUGAAUAAACAAGCUGUUCUCAGAGGAAAACGAGAUCCCCACUGUUUGAAGUUAGAAAAAGGUGGCAGGGUGUUUUUGCUUAUAUGUGACAAGAUGCCACAUAUAAAUAAAGUCAGACAGGAAGUGAGACAGCCGAACAUGUCAGGGUGUAACCAGCUGAGUAGAGUAGAGGGCCGGAGGCUCUCUUGGCUUCAUGCCUUGUGUUUCAUACCAUGACACGUAUUCACUGACAGGACAACAAAGACGCGUUUGUGUAAAAUAUUUAACUGCUACUUGGUGUUUACAGAAGAUUUAAGGACUUAAGUUGUAACUUUUAGAGUUUGUGAAUUCCGUAAAAUCUUUAAAAAAAAAGAUUCAGGCUGAGAAGAAAAAAAGUUUGGUUUAUGAUAAGAUAAGGUUUUGAAUCCUUGGAGAGUUCACUCUCACUGUGACCAAACUAUCAAACCUGCCCUUCAACUCUGCAGACGAUUGUUAAAAGGAAAUUGUUAAUAAAACCACACAAACCUCUACGUAUGUAACGUUCUGAACCGUUUGUCUUUGCUUAUAUUUGCAUGUUUCUCUUUGUGUCUGAGCUCACUGAUAAAGAAACAAAACAAAAAAAACAAACCCAAAUGUUUACAUUAGAGACACGAACAAUGAUUUCAUUAUAAUCGUUCUCUCAUGACCAUUAAAACACGGUCGUGUUGUCACACGGCAGCUCUCUAGUUCUUUGAAGAACAAUGUGUCAGUGUCAGUCAGUGUAAACAGAUGAUGUUUUUACAACAGGUGACUCGGCUACUUCAAUAUUAUGUUUCUAGGUAAAGUGGUUCUCAAGUUAUAAGCCUUUGGAUCUCAGUAGGCACUCUUUGGGGAAAAAAAAGGACCCAAGCAAAAUGCACAGACAUGCCUUUAGAAAAAAAAUUGUGAAAAAUCAGGUUUUUAGUCUUUUGACUUCAAGCUGAGACCCCUGGCUAUGGCCUAAAUGUGUCUGCUGUGUCCAUAGACAUACCUGAACCUUUGUAUCUUAGUCAGUUCAUUGACAUUUGAAUUGGACGGAAACCAAUGGAAAGUUACCCAGCCUGCUUUAGUCCGAGUGAGUUGAACCGUUUAUGACGUUUAAAAAACAACAUGGGUCAAACUGACACUGUCUCCUGCUGCACAACCAGCGAGAGUCAACACGGGGAAACAAACAGACUUCUGUUCAACACUUCAUCUUUUGAGGCUCUCUUGGCUUUCUGUCACACACACUGUCUUUCUUUGUCUCUGCUAAAGACGUGUUUGUGUGAAGUAUCUCACGGCUACUUGGUGUUCAGAUAAGAUUCCUAUCAGUGCAUGCAGCCACAAACCCACAAAGGAAUCGCACAUUCAAGUUUUGAGAGGAACAUUCAGACACACACGCUGUUGAUUCAAGAUAAAGAGCCUGUCACACUGUGUGUCCUUUGAUAGCGCUGACCUCUGACCUCUGUGCAGUUUUUGUGAAUCGCUUGAACGCUCACGUCUCCCAGACAAUCAUCUACUCUCCCUCUCCCCUCAAACAUCAAGAGCACGGUAACACACACCGACAGCCUCCACCAGCAGGCAGUGAGUCAACAACGUGCGACUGGAUAGUGAUUUUAUUCACACGCUGACAGAAAUAUUACAAAAGUCAAAAAACAAUACGAUUCAAAAUGUUAAGGAAUACAAUCAACGUAGAUACAGAUAGUGCAAAAUCAACAGCAGUGAAUUUUAGUGCAAUGAGUGUUGAAAAAUCCCCUCAAGGGAUUUCAGGAAGUAAAAAAAAAAAAAAGGAAAAAAUUGAGCUCACACAUUCACUCAUGGUUGACUGGAAGCAGACAGAGAGGUCAACAAGUGUGACACGAUAAACACACACACACACACACACACACACACACACACACACACACACACACUCUCAGCCAUGACACCUGGAGAUAACAAAGAUACAACAGGUGUCCAAAAGCUGUAAAACGUCUAUUCUCAAAACAAAACCAACUGCGGCUCAUUUCAGUUGCAGGACGUGUAAGAGCCAAAGUGGAGGCUCCGUUAUGUUUGUAUCCAGCUGCCAGUCACGACUUUACAGAGGCAUCUGUGACAACACACAGAUCAAUAUUCAACAUUUUCCGCAGCAGUCUGUGAGAAUAUCUCACAUGAACUAGCGCCAUUUGUGAAGUGGAACAUCUCACGAGAUUCUCAUGUUGGUAAUGCUCAAAUUUGCAUGACUCUGAAGCUGUAAUGGCAGAGUUUCUAUCCAUAUUUAGCCUUUCCGUCAUGACAUUACAGCCAGCAUACAGCGUGUACUUCACGUACAUCUCGUAAAACUCUACACUCUGCCUGCUUCUUGAAUGAAUCUCCACUUACAUAGACUAUUUCUGUCGUCACUCACAUGCUUUUAGCUUUUUUUUUUAAUCACUCGGUGCUGCAAUCAUGAACACACCCCAGUCGGUUCUACCAGGUAUGAUAUCAAGAUAUUCCAACGUGUGUGGAACCGAGCGGGAUAUUUUAAUGAUGUCAGCAUUAGAUUAGAAAAAAUUCUGCAGAGUGAGAAGAAGGAAUCAAUGACAGAGGUAGUCUGUGUUGUUCAGUGAGGGAAAGUACAGGGAAAAAAGGAGCCCUGUCCAGUUUUUAAUAACCUUUGUGGCUGGUGAAGUAGCGAAAGCUAAAUUUACGAGGUUUCCUGUACGAGACGUGAAUGCAUCACGGGAAGCCAGAGCAGCCGCGCACUCAGAGGAGCGCAGCGAGACGAGGCGGACCAUGAAUCUUAUCCUGCAGUUUGCAAUGAUUUUAGCGAUGAUUCUUCAUCUUGAUGGAAAAUCCGUGAGGGGGAUUGUGGGAGAUCGGGUUCAGUUCCCUGUGAACUGUCCGAUGAACGGGACGGCCGAGCUGUACCUGGAGGACGGGACGGAGAACCCGCCGCGUGUGGCUGCGCGUCGGGACGGAGUUUGCACACCAGGCGAUGGAUUCACUGACCGGCUGGAUCUGAACUCCUGCUUCAGCUUCAGCCGCUCACUGUACACAGACUCCGGGCUGUAUGAGAGCAGAUGCGGCGGCGGCGGCAGAGACCACAUACAGCUGGAUGUGGUUGUGGCUUCUGAAUCAUCGGUCAGUGAGGGAGAACCGGUGACGAUCAGGUGCUACUAUAAGACUGCAGGCGGCGGACAGGUGGAGACUCUGAGGUGGGAGAAGAGCGGAGUCAUGGUGCUGGAGGUGAACCUGUCCACCAAAGAGAUCACAAACGGAACCGGGUUUGAGGGAAAGAGACUUUCAGCUGCUGGUGCCACAGAAGGAGACUUUUCACUAACGUGGGCUCAGGCUCAGGUCCAGGAUGAGGGCGAUUACUUCUGCUCCGUCCGCAGUCAGGGCGUCAGGAGGGCGUGGGGGGACCCUGCUGCUGCCAGGCUGAAGGUCAUCAAGAAAGACCUGGACCCGACGACCCCCUGCCCACCUCAGAAUAGAACCUGUGGAGGAAGGAUGGAGACUUGGAUCACUGUCAGCAUCACAGCAGCUGUGACGUCUGCGCUUUGGGCUCUUUGCUGGUUCUUAGUUUGGUGGCUGAAGUUCCGCAGACCAAAUGUGUCACCUGGACCUGAUGGUGGACGACAACUGAGAGAUGUGAAGAUGGGACUCCUGACCAAUGGGAAUUCUGCUGGUCCUCAAACCAAUGGGAGUUCUAAGGUCUAGAUUCAAUAAAUUGAAAAAAAAAACAAUUGGAAUCAACAGCCACCACUUAAAUCCAUCAAAUACAGAAUGCAUUUUGAUGCAUGUUUGACAAAUUAGACACCACGACUCCACAGACUUUGUCAGCACAUUUUCCCUCAUCAGGCUAAAGAACAAUAUUUGAUACGUUCCAAAAAGAUUAUGAUUCGAUAAUAACUCUAAAUCUAGCCAACAACUGCACCGACUCAAACCCCUUCUUCAUCCACCUACCUUGACCCCCCUUUCCUAUCCUUUCCAAAGUCUUCUACCAGUGUAAAUAAACUACCUUAAUUGUUUAA
Acanthopagrus latus (yellowfin seabream) is the source of this 4022-nucleotide messenger RNA. RefSeq lists its product as uncharacterized. The transcript has 2 exons. The record is from RefSeq and is a predicted model, not a curated record. The coding region runs from base 2782 to 3708 and encodes 308 amino acids. Lineage: Eukaryota; Metazoa; Chordata; Actinopteri; Spariformes; Sparidae.